AUGGCUGCUGCUGCAGCAGUUGCAGCUAGUGGUGCAGCAGGUGUUGGUAAUUCAGCUCCAUCACCAGUUGCUGCAAUGCUUGGAAAUUUAAUUGGUUGUAAUGAAAAAGAUAUUGUGCAUGCUGUUCAAUCGUCGUCGACGUUAUCAUCGGCGUCGGCGUCGUCAUCAUCAUCAUCAUCAGCAGCAGCAGCAGCAUCAUUUUCGUAUGCCGGAGCAUCGUUAUUACCCAACUCAUCUAGACAUAAUAACUGUUCUGUUAGCAAUAAAUGUGACUCUGAUGCUACUACAGUUAUCAGCCGUUGCCCGCAGCAGCAGCAGCAGCAACAACAACAACAAAUUUCUACAGUUGAUGAGAAAAGUUCAAACGAUGAUCAUCAAAACGAACAUGGCGGUAGUGGUGGUGGUGGUGUAGGCGUUAGUAAUAAUAGUAAUAAUAAUAAUAAUAAUUCUAUGGAUCAAAAUAAUGUUCAAUCGAAUACUGUCAACACUUCUUCAUCGUCAUCAGAUCGUUGUAAGUGUACAAAUACCUUAUUGGAUAAUAAUCCACAUUCUCUUCAAGAUGCAAUUACCUCAGAUUCAAGCAAUUGGUCCAGUGUAAUAACAACAAUAGCGUCAGCUGCAAAAGCCGCAGCUGCAGCUGCCGUCGCGGCUACAGCUGCAGUAACUGGUGUCGCUAAUUUCUUCCGUCUAACAAAGUUGAAAAAUAAAGUUGAUCCUCAAUUACAAUCAGGAUCAUCAUUAUCAUCAUCAUCAUCCAGUGGGACGCCGGCAUCAUCAUCAUCAACCUCUAGCCCCUCACUUCGGUGUAUUGAUCAGUGUAGAAAUCUUCGGCUGAGUACUACUACAGAUCAAAUGUCUUCGUCUGUUAUUGUUCAUGAUGAUGAUGACGAUGAUGAGGAUGAGGAUGAGGAUGAUGAUGAGGAGGAGGAGGAGGAGGAAACUGAACUCAGUGGCUGUUUGUCAACUGAAGAAGCUGUAACAAUGACAAGUGCUGCAGCGGCUGCGGCAGCUACAGUCGCUGCUGAACAACACCAGUUGUUUGAAAAUAAUUUUCUAUCUGAGAUGAAUCGUCCAAUAGACCCUUUGACUGCAUCAAUCGCCAAUGCAUCUGUCUCCCCCGGUAUGCAAAACAUAUCUCAACCUUCUUCAGCUUUCGAAGUAUGCCAUUUUCCUGUUGUUUCAAUUGCAAACGUCUUCCCUAAACUAUCACAAGAUGUUACGUCAGAGAAUGCAAAAUUAAAUCCUGUCGGUGUACCGAAUACAGUGACCCUACUUUUAGGUCAGAGUACAACACCACAAACAUCAACCUAUGCUAUUCCUGCUUCAGUCGCUUCUCAUCCUAGUGUUCCAAUGCAAAUUCCUGUUUCUGUUGGAACGCAUUUAACGCCAACGGUUAGUUGUCCACCACAUCGUGGUGGUCCAGCUAAACUGGUUGUCUCUGUAGCCUAUCCAAAUCAAGCUGCUGCUGCUGCUGCCGCCAGUGUUAGGCCGACAACGUCAAAUCAGUAUAUUGCAUCGAAUCCUGUGAAUAACAGUAAUAAUACACAGACGCCGCAUCUGAUGCCUAAUAAUCAUCAAAUUCAAAUAGUACAUAAAUUUACAGACCCAAAACAAAUAACACGCAAAAAAUGA
Molecule: messenger RNA, 1632 nt
Organism: Trichobilharzia szidati
Lineage: Eukaryota; Metazoa; Platyhelminthes; Trematoda; Strigeidida; Schistosomatidae
Source: the annotation of a GenBank genome assembly